Messenger RNA from Drosophila rhopaloa, 1034 nucleotides. RefSeq lists its product as uncharacterized. Bases 278 to 703 code for a protein of 141 amino acids. The record is from RefSeq and is a predicted model, not a curated record. The transcript has 3 exons. Lineage: Eukaryota; Metazoa; Arthropoda; Insecta; Diptera; Drosophilidae.
UAAACCGCAGCUGUGUCGGCUAUUUUUUCAGUUUCUUGCCUUCAGAUACGCUGCACGCACCACAAUGGAGAUGUGAAUAAGGAUGAGGAUCUCUGCGGAGAAGGAAACAGAGGAAAGGAUCGACUUGGAUGCGGAAGGGGCAAGGUGGAGGCCAGGAGAGUAAACUGCAUUCGAUUGGGUUGAUGGCCAUAAAUGGUCCCAGCCAGCAGCGAGUCGCUCACCAAAAUGAAGAAAUUUUGCCAGAAUUUCGGGAUUUGUGCGUGUGGCUAACCCGAAGAUGAAGGCGAAGGCUAAUGGCCCCCAAAACGACCGCAACGACAGGCAUUUACAAGUUGGCCAACUGUGCGCGACAAGUGCAGAAAAGUGGCAAUAUACCCAUCCAGAUGAAGAGCAUCCAGUGAAUUUAACAAACCACAUCAGUGAACUACCUUUAUGCCACAAGCCAGGAGAUGACCGCGACCACAGCAACAUUGGGAAGCGCAAGAGCAAUAUCAAGGCAACAGCAGCAACAACAACGGCGACAGGGGCCAGGCAAUCGGCCAAACUGUCAGACAUUGUGCGUUGUGUGCCAAAAGAGCAACCGCAAGAGCAACAGCAACAGCAAAUGCAACAUCAACAGCAACAGCAACUGCAACACAACAGCAACAGACAGCCAAGAGACAACGGACAAGCAACAGGCGCAAGUCAAGUGAAUGGCCAAUGACCACCAAAUUGGCAGUAAAGCAUACAAAAAUAACUUCAAAUGGUCAAAAGGUUAACAAAAUCAAGCAGAGAACAAGAGGAGACAGCCAGGAUGCAAGGAGAAGCGCCUGCUGCAGCUGCACGCUCAACAUGUUGCCAACAUUCCGUCAGAGGCAGCAACUGUUGCCGCUUGCCAGUUGCCGGUUGCCGGUGUGCCUGUUGCAGCAACGACGCCACAGCAACAUAAUCCCCCAGCCAGUGCGCAACGAAAAAAUGAUUAAUGAGUUGCCUCAUUACCUGGCGAAAAUCAAUGUCUUGCGCAUAUUCUGUGGACCAAGAACCCGAAGCGAAGC